Molecule: messenger RNA, 3160 nt
Organism: Copidosoma floridanum
Lineage: Eukaryota; Metazoa; Arthropoda; Insecta; Hymenoptera; Encyrtidae
Gene: Pak3
Product: p21 (RAC1) activated kinase 3
Biological process (GO): protein phosphorylation
Molecular function (GO): ATP binding; protein kinase activity
Source: RefSeq, a predicted model, not a curated record
UCGGUUAGUCGUCGAUAAAUAGAUAUACAUUAGCUUCACUUAGUUUUAACUAAGCUAUCGGGUCGGAAUAUUCGGACCUGCUGUGUUCGCUAGGAUUGACAAGGAGGAGGAAGUGAGAGAGGCGACGUACCUACGAUGUGUGACACCUCAUAAGAAUACCUCGGAUUCCUACUUAUAAGUCUUCGUCCUCGGACACCUCGACAAUCGAUUCUCGGAGUCUACGCCCAGUGUCUGGUUUGGUAUUGUUCUGCACACAGGGUUUCUAUGGUCUCCGGGUCGCUUAUCGGAAAAUCAGCCAUUAGUUUAAAGCAAUUUUCCUUUAAUCAUCUUCAAUGGUCGACAACAACAACGAAGAUAAAAGCAAACAGUUAAGAUCACUUGAGGAAACUUUGAAUCACUCAUAAGUACAUACUGAGGCGCUGGAGGCAUUGGAGCACUCAUGGCCGUCAAAGAAACAAAAGGUUUCUUGUCUUGAUGCUGAAUUCGUUGCAUGUCCGGAGUAUGUGUGCCAGUCAAAGGAAAGAAAAAAAAGAACACUCACGACUUGUGACAAUGAACGUCUCGUCUUUUUGUAAAUGACUUCUCGUCGUCUCGUUGUACAUAAAAAUACAACGACGAAGAAGAAAAGGAGGAGAAGGAAGAAAACAUUGCUGCUAUACUCCACCUGACAGAAAAAAAAAAAAUACCAUUGGAUGAAAGGGUAGCGAAUACGUCAGUGAGAGAGAAAAACAACGUUACUCAUCUACAUGUACGUAGCUCAAUAAGGGAUAUGGGUCUGAUGAUGAUGGUUUCCAGGGACUAAGUAUUAUUUGCAGUAAAGCUUUAUUUUGAAAGAAACGAAGAAAACAUCUAUAUAUUGUUUGUCAGUUAAGUCUCUCUAUCUUAAGUACGUGCUGUGCGUGUCUGUAUAUAUAAUUACAAGUGACAGUUGCCAGGACGUGAACAGUUUCCAAGAUGAGCAUCAUUAAAUUCUUCUCCAAGAAAAAGAACCAUCAGCACAGUUCCCAUCAGUCAGUUGACACUGUGGGCGAGAUUGGCUUGCCUACCAAUGUGUCUCACAAGUUUCACGUGAGCAAAAACGCCGAGACCGGCCAGAUCGAGGGUUUGCCCGAUUCGUGGAUCCGCCUUCUUAACACACAAAUCACCAAGUCUGAGCAGAAUGAACAUCCCGAUGCUGCGCUCCAGGCAAUCAAGUUCUAUAAUUACGCCAUAAGAAAAAAGCCCACGCCCCUAGAGGAAGCUUUCAAACCAUUUGUAACCGAGGACGCCAUCGAAGAGGAGUCAAUAGAAAUCGAUAGGGUACUGGCUAAGAAGUUCAAUACACAGAGGGAUUCGGACGGAUCGACGUCUGUUAGCUCAACAGAUAGCCAAGUACAGAGGAUACCACCUGCGCUGCCUCCAAAAACCCUCAAACCACCAAAACCUGCACCCAGAAAGUUUGUUGAAGUCAAAGAUAAGUCACUUACCCAGAUCUUUGAGGAUAUAAACAAUUGUCAAAUUAAUGAUUAUGACCGGUUACCCAAGGAUAAUAAUGGUAAUAAGCAGCCAGUCGAGAAUAGUGCUGUGCAGAAAGAGACUCCAGUUUUGAGGAGAAAAACCAAUAGCUCAUCCCCUAUGGGUGAUGAGGAUGUCUACGAAGAGCUAAAAAAAAUUUGCGACAGUGAUGAUCCACAGUUGAGAUUCGAGAGAAGUAAAGAAGUUGGAGCUGGAUCUUCCGGGACAGUCUUUAUAGCCACUGAUUUGUCUAAUAAUCAGCGAGUAGCGAUCAAGGAUAUUGACUUGUCAAAGCAGCCCAAAAAAGAGCUUAUGCUAACAGAAAUAAAAGUUUUGAAAGAGUUCAGACAUCCAAAUUUGGUGAAUUUCUUAAACUCAUAUCUAGUCGAUGAUCAUCUUUGGGUGAUCAUGGAGCUGCUGGAGGGUGGUCCUCUAACGGAUGUGGUAACAGAGACUGUAAUGAAAGAAGCGCAGAUUGCUGCUGUAUGCAGAGAAGUUUUAAAAGCUAUUAGUUUCCUGCAUUCCAGGGGCAUCAUACACAGAGACAUCAAGUCAGAUAAUGUUCUUCUAGGAAUGAAUGGUGAAGUGAAAGUAACAGAUUUUGGUUUUUGUGCAAAUAUUGUUGGUGACGAAAAGAGACAGACUAUGGUCGGUACUCCUUACUGGAUGGCUCCUGAAGUUGUCACAAGAAAGCAGUAUGGAAAGAAAGUUGACAUUUGGUCACUAGGAAUCAUGGCCAUUGAGAUGAUCGAAGGUGAGCCUCCUUACAUGAAGGAAGCACCAUUGAGAGCACUUUUUAUGAUAGCAGCCAAUGGUAAGCCUGAGGUACCCAGUUGGAAUAAUCUUAGUCCAGUAUUUCAAAAUUUUCUGGAAAGGUGCUUGGCUGUGGAGGUUCAUGACAGAGCAACGGCAGAUGAUUUGUUGGCUCAUCCUUUCUUGGAUAAUUGUGCAAAGCUUACCACUUUGAGCCCAUUAAUUCGUGCAGCACAGAAAAUUUUGCACAAAGUUUUUUAACUUCUUUGUUUAUUAGAUGAUUUUCGAGCAUUGAAUUGGUACUUCAAAAAAGAUUUUCGUGAUCUUACACGUUUUAUUUUCAUCGAGGUUCGUUGAUUACGAAUUAUUUAUAUUAUACAAUAACUUUCUGAUAAGAGUUUCCAUCAUUUUGAACAGUUUUAAUCAUAUGAGUAAGUUAAAAAAAUUUAUAAAAUUUGAUCCAACCUUGGCGUUUUUCUUCAAUUUUUACUACGUACUACGUCUUCGUUAAAAGAAUUUUUCGAUACUGGUAUACACAUCUAACUAGAGCCAUCACAACAGUCCCUUGAGUGCUGCUUCACAGCACUAUAAUGGGUCAUGUGGAAAUGACUUCCAAAAUUGGUAUUUAUAAUUCGGAGUUUAAAAUUUACAAAAACAAUUGUAAAUUUAGAAGCAGUUGCUUAAAGAAUGUUCUUGCAUUCCUAAAAAAGUCUGAAAAUGUGCAAUUUUAUAAGAUUUUUACUAAAUAGUACUUCCAAAAUCCAUGCAUUUUAAAAAUUGUAUAUUUUUUGAAUAAAACAGAAAUGCCGUACUUAUUUUGAGAGUAAAAUUAAAACAAACAAAAAUCGUAUCAAAUUGUAAACGUAACGAAAACAUUGCAAUUUUAAUUUUCGCCAAUGAGAUUAAAAAAAAA